AUGUUGCACCAUCUGCUGGAGAGCCUUGGGAAUGCAACUCACUACUCUUUUAUGAUCAGUGUAGUGAGAAAUAAAAAUUUGAAUGAAGCACUGCAUGAAACAUUUUUACUGUGCUUUUGUUGCUGGAUCCAUCUAUGUCACAGAUACCCAUCAGUUGUAAAAGGAAUGAAUGCACUCCCACCAGAGGACCGUCUGCUGAAGUUCCUAGUUGAUAACUCUACUGAUGACUGUGAAGAGACAGUCCAGUGUGCCAACUGUGACCAGCAGAGCAACAAACAGGAUACAGGGCCAAUGUACUACUGUAACACGUGUAGCCAGCCCCUGUGUGGAGCUUGCAGGGAUUCCACACACAAGGCCAAGAUGUUCUCCCACCAUGAGAUUGUGUUCCUGGCCAAACGCACCAAAGUGUGCCACCGGAUGUGCUCUCUCCACGAUGAGUCCUACAUCAUGUUCUCCACAGAGAAGAAGUCGAUGCUCUGCAUCAAGUGUUUCAGAGACAUGCAAGUAGAGAGCCGGAUACACUGCAUUGAUAUUGAGACAGCAUACAUGCAAGGCUGUGAGAUACUAGACCAGGCAGUGCUGGUAGUGAAGGAGCUGCAGACAUCGGCCCGUGAGGCUAUUAUCAUGCUGAGGGCCAUGAUAGGGGCGGUGGGCUCCAAUAUGGAGGAAGAGGAGAAUGCAAUCUGCAACAUCUUCACCAGUAUGCAGGAAAGACUGGCUGAGAGGAAGAAAAUUCUGUUGCGAGCGGCUCAAAGCCAACAUGAAGAAAAGGAGAAGGCGCUAAAGGAGCAGCUCUCACACCUUGCUGCCCUCCUGCCAACCCUGCAGGUUCACCUGGUCACCUGCUCAGCCUUUCUCAGCUCAGCCAACAAGUUUGAGUUUCUGGACAUGGGAUAUCAACUAAUGGAAAGGCUGAGGAGGAUUGUGAAGCUCCCUCAUCAACUGCGACCAGUGCAAAGCAGCAAAAUUAACACAGGCUACAGGGUUGAGUUUGCUCGCUGUCUGGAGCCCCUCCUGCUGCUGGGACAGCGCCGCCCAGCCUCCAUUACCGGAGUAACUAGUAUUGCAGCCCUGCUCCAUUCCCCCUUCUCCAUGUCGUGCCGCUCCCCGUCCCUCAGUGACAUGCCCCUGGGCUCGACCACGGGGAGAAAGUCUACCUCCCACCGCUACAUCUGCACCAAGGUCCUCCUGGCAGAGGGGGGCGACACACCCUUUACUGAGCACUGCCGCAACUAUGAGAACAGUUACAGGACCCUCCAGACUGAGAUCCAGAACAUGAAGGACCAGGUACAGGAGCUACACAGGGACCUGACCAAACACCACUCCCUCAUCAACACAGACACCAUGGGGGAGAUCCUGGACCGCUCCCUGCACAUCGACGGACAGAUCUCCUCCCAGUACUCCUCUGUGGAGACCAUGAGGGCUCUGUUUGAAGAGAUUUGGGAGGAUACCUUUCAGAGGGUCACUAAUGAGCAGGAGAUCUAUGAAGCACAGCUCCACGACCUGCAGCAGCUGAAGCAGGAGAACUUGUACCUGACCACCAUCGCCCGACAGAUUGGACCAUACAUCCUGUCUAUCGCCAAGGUUAAAGAGCGCCUAGAACCAAGAUUUCAGGAGCCCAAAGAGCUUCAUGAUGACCGCACAGAAACCAUGCUGAAAAUCUACGAGGACACCUCUAUGGCCAUGGACGCACAACACAGUGAAGACCACACCUGUCCCACUGACAGUGACUGGGAAAAGAACAUGGACAACCGCUCCCUUAUCAUACAGUCUGAUGAGGCUUCCAUCAAGACCAAUGACUACCAUUGGCCAGGAAGGCAGACAGCCAAUUACAAUGAGAUGCCAUUAUAAAGCAGAAUGUUACACUUUCCCCUCCCCCCUGUUUCCUGUGUGGCCUCCAGCUCAACACAACAGGACAGGGACAGCAUGUGACAUUAUCCUCUGUUCAGAUAGUCGCUCCUGACAUUUCAUGGUGACAUUUCUUGGCAGGGAGGUGUUGUCAUCAGCUCAGAGGUGAGUCCUUAGACAAACAGGUCUCAGAGGACUCCACUGACACUCACUGGACUCAAUGACUAACAAACUGGAGUCAAUGGACUCACUGAGAGGGCGGUGAAUCCCCUCCAAUCUCACUUGUCAAUGUGAAAAGAUCAAUCUGAUGGACCAGUAGAACACCUCAUUAUGGACUGAAUGGAUGGAGGAUCUGGAGUUUUAUGCUGAGGAAGUGACUGUGACUACCAUGUCUCAAUCAACAAUGCAUGGUUUUAGACCUGCAAUAACAUACAGAGGGAGAGUGCUUCCUCAGUUGAUAUUUCUAAAAUGGUCUUAUGUUGUUAUGCUGUGUUGUCCUGAAAGGGCUAUUCGUUUGAUUGUAUGGUUCUAAAACCAACGGUUGUAUUUGUAUCAUAUGAUCACUAGUUAUAUACAGCACAUAUUGGAAUGUAUCUGGUGAUGUAUGGCUUGUUGGUCCUCAUCCUCAGGUCAUAGAUAGUGUUGGUGUGACCUCAGUAAAUACAACAUUCGAAUGUAAUUGAUGCACAGCAUUAAUCAUGGAGAAACUGGGUGAGUAUUGUCAGUGUGGUUUCCUUAAAUUACCCAAGAAUAUGCAGUAAAUUGGUGAAGCCGAGCUUAUGUGAGGGAAGCAAUGGCAAAAAUGUUGCGUCAGGCGCUGCUCCAGAAUCUCCCAUGUGUUCAAUUAGGUUGAGAGUUGGUGACUGAGACAGCCAUGGCAUAUGCUUUACAUCGUUGUCAUCCCCAUCAAACCAUUCAGUGACCACUCGUGCCCUGUGGAUGGAGGAAUUGUCAUCCUAUGGGGGCAUAGCCAUGGUAACCGCAAUACCCCAUAAUGACAAAUGCGAAAAACAGUUUUUAGAAAUGUUUGCAAAUGUAUAAAAAACAGAAAUACCAUAUUUAGAUAAGUAUUCAGACCCCUUGCUAUGAGUCUCAAAAUUGAGCUCCUGUUUCCAUUGAUCAUCCUUGAGAUAUUUCUACAACUUGAUUGGAGUCCACGUGUGUUAAUUUAAAUUGAUUGGAGACGAUUUGGAAAGGCACACACCUGUCUAUAUAAAGGUCCCACAGUUGACAGUGCAUGUCAGAGCAAAAACCAAGCCAUGAGGUUGAAGGAAUUGCACAUAGAGCUCUGAGACAGGAUUGUGUCGAGGCACAGAUCUGGGGAAGGGUACAAAAAAACAUUUCUGCGGCACUGAAGGUUCCCAAGAACACAGUGGCCUCCAUUAUUCUUAAAUGGAAAACGUUUGGAAACCAGCAAGACUUCCUAGAGCUGGCCGCCCGGACAAACUGAGCAAUCGGGGAAAAAGGGCCUUCCUCUGUUGGGAUGAGAGAACCUUCCAGAAGGACAACCAUCUCUGCAGCACUCCACCAAUCAGGCCUUUAUGGUAGAGUGGCCAUACAGAAGCCACUCCUCACUAAAGGCACAUAACAGCCCACUUGGAGUUUGCCAAAAGGAACCUAAAGACUUUCAGACCAUGAGAAACAAGAUUCUCUGGUCUGAUGAAACCAAGCUUGAACUCGUUGGCCUGAAUGCCAAGCAUCUCGUCUGGAGGAACCCUGGCACCAUCCCUACGGUGAAGCAUGGUGGUGGCAGCAUCAUGCUGUGGGGGUGUUUUUCAGCGUCAGGGACUGGAAGACUAGUCAGGAUCGAGGCAAAGAUGAAUGGAGCAAAUAACAGAGAUUCUUGAUGAAAACCUGCUCCAAAGCGCUCAGGCCCUCAGACUGGGGUGAAGGUUCACCUUGCAACAGGACAACGACCCUAAGCACACAGCCAAGACAACGCAGGAGUGGUUUCGGGACAAGUCUCCGAAUGUCCGUGAGGGGCCCAGCCAGACCCCAGACUUGAGCCUGAUCGAACAUCUCUGGAGAGACCUGAAAAUAGCUGUGCAGCAAUGCUCCCCAUCCAAUCUGACAGAGCUUAAGAGGAUCUGCAGAAAAGAAUGGGAGGAACCUCCCAAAUACAGGUGUUCCAAGUCUGUAGCGUCAUACCCAAGAAGACUCCAGGCUGUAAUUGCUGCCAAAGUUACUGAAUACUUAUGUAAAUGUGAUAUGUUUUUUAUUAUUUAAUAAAUUAGCAAACUUUUCUGAAACUGUUUUUACUACGUCAUUAUGGGGUAAUGUGUGCAGAUUGAUGAGGAUUUAAAAAAAAUCUAUUUUAGAAUAAGGCUGUUACCUAACAAAAUGUAGAAAACGCCAAGGUGUCUGAAUACUUUCCGAAGGCACUGUAUGUGGAAGUAUCUGCUGUCAAUAUACUUUGAAUCGCUCAUUAAGUGUUUUCAUUAUUGUGUCAGUUACCUAUAAAUAUUUAUCUGGUGUAAACACUAUUCCUUAUUUGUCUUUUCCCAUUUUCUUGUAUGUUUCUUUUUUUGUUUGUCUGUUGAAGACAUGUCCAAACAAAAACGUAUUCCCAUAUUAUAAGAAAGUCGUUGCUUCACCAGUAAUUAAUAUCCCCUUUGUAUUGUGGAUUGAAGCAGGAAUGACCUCUAUGCAGGAAA
Molecule: messenger RNA, 4502 nt
Organism: Oncorhynchus masou masou (cherry salmon)
Lineage: Eukaryota; Metazoa; Chordata; Actinopteri; Salmoniformes; Salmonidae
Product: RING finger protein 207-like
Exons: 16
Coding region: 1-1851 (616 amino acids)
Biological process (GO): regulation of cardiac muscle contraction; regulation of heart looping
Cellular component (GO): perinuclear region of cytoplasm
Molecular function (GO): transmembrane transporter binding; zinc ion binding; Hsp70 protein binding
Source: RefSeq, a predicted model, not a curated record